Molecule: messenger RNA, 324 nt
Organism: Staurois parvus
Lineage: Eukaryota; Metazoa; Chordata; Amphibia; Anura; Ranidae
Source: the annotation of a GenBank genome assembly
GCCAUGGAAACCCAUUCCAUGAAGCUCUCUACGCACUGUUGUUGGGCUCAUCUGAAGGCCACACCAAGUUUGGAGGUCUUGAGCUAUUGACUCUGCAGACAGUUGAAGCCGUCUGCAUGCCUAGGGGAUGGAUUGUAUACACCUGUGUCCAUGGAGGGGAUUGGAACAUUAGAAUCACAUGAUUGGGAGGGGAUUGGAACACCUGAAUCACAUGAUAUGGAGGGGAUUGGAACACCUGAAUCACAUGAUAUGGAGGGCGGGGCCAAUACUUUUGGCAAUAUAGUGUAUGUAAGAUCUAUUGAAAUGGGGGAGAGGGGUAUUAGA